This is a messenger RNA of Spirometra erinaceieuropaei, 13800 nucleotides long. The record is from the annotation of a GenBank genome assembly. Lineage: Eukaryota; Metazoa; Platyhelminthes; Cestoda; Diphyllobothriidea; Diphyllobothriidae.
AUGCUUGUCGCAACUAAUAACUACGACUUUGCUUUCGAGGCGAAUCUUACGAGUGGGGUCCUCGAUGCGGACGGCAAGUUUAUUGGUGCAUCAGUAGAGGACAACUACUCUCGUGACAUCACUAGAUGCUGCCAGAAGUUCAUCAGAAUUCUGUUUUCUGUGCUGGGCACACUGAUCCUCCUCUGCCUGUACUUGGGCGCGGGCGCCUGGAUGUUCCAGUACUUAGAGAAGAGCAACGAGGCGAGCGCCUGUUACGACACUUACAAGCUUUACCUCGAACAACUGAACACGUCGAUGAUCCGGGCUACGGGUAUCCUGCACUCGGGCCUGCCUGAUGAGGAGGUCAGUGGUCGUUUGCAAACCGCCAUGACGGAUUUCGCGGACAGCCUGUUCGCGCUCGAUUUUGCGCCCAGCAAGAACUGCUCUGCCAUACAUACCACGCCAUUUGGAUCAAAGUGGAACUGGGUCAAUUCGUUGUACUUCUGUGCAACAAUACUUACCACCAUUGGUGAGUUGGCCGCCACCGUAUCUUUAAUUCUUUCAACAUUUCAUCUGAAGUUGGGAUAGCGAUAGCCCCUGCAUGAGUAAUGUGUGUCUUGCCGGACCAUUAUCAGAGGUAAAUACUAAGGCGACAAGAUUAGGAAAGGAGUUUCAUCAGAAAGACAAAAACAUACGUGCUCCAAAAUUUCAGACCAAAAGCCCCUGAGGGCCAAGACCAAGUAGCUGUCCUAACUUUUUUGAGAACUAAGUUACAAUAUUUAAAAGUUAGUUCAUAACUAUACAAAGUAGUUCGCAAUUACGAAAUGAGUACUAGAGGAAAAACUUAUGUUCAGAUGGGCUUUUUUGAAAAUCGGAUAAUUUACUACUUUGAAUAGAAACGCGCAAUUUGUGAUCGGCAAACUGUUCAAUCAACGAUCGACCUAGAGAGAUAAAACGUGAUAGGUAACCUGAAGCAUGGGUCUACUAUGCAGGUGGGGGGAGGGGGGGAGUGGGGGAGCGGGAGAGAAAGCCAGCCAAGUAUGAGAGUUAGGACUACAGUGAGAACUUGUCCGGCGUGAUUUAGAGUGCAACGCGCGGGCAGCAUUCAGUCAUGCCGGGGAGGCGGGGAGGGGAGAUGGAGGCGAAAUGAGAGGGCGCCUAUGGGAACAGGGUUUCGUCCAUAAUCGAUCUUUACCAUGGUAGUGCCAGGCUUAUCACGUGGUACAACUGCUUAUAGAGUUCUGGUUUCCUCCUGCGUAUUACAGCGGCCUCAGCAAAGCGCAUGAGACGCCCGGUCGUCGCUCGAAACAGGACCUUGAAUGCAACUAUUGGGUCCGCCUUAAGCAGCCACUUCGGCAUGUGUUCAGCUGACCGAGUCCCCAAUUGCCUUUGCGUGCGCCCAAUGUUGUAAUUUGGUAGAAUUCAAAAAACGGAAAACGCACUUUUGCAUGAUGCAGACUAGAGGAAUUAAAAAGCUCACAUAAGCAGAGAAGAAAUGACAGCAGGCUGCUCAUAUGGCUGUCGGGUAUUCCGCUUCCGACAUGUGGACGAUAUAGCACACAACCGUAGGGCUACUAAAUCCACCUUGAUUAUGACUCACAGGGCCAGCUUAUGUCUGCGGUAUGAGCAAAAUUUCUGUUAGGCUUACGAUGUCGGACCUCAAAUCCGCGGAACAAAUAACCAUUUUUAGCUAUGACUGUUGCAGGGACUUGCUAGUCUGACAUUUGUACAGACAGCUGGAACUAAGCGGUAAAUUAACGACUCAUAAAUUGAAAGGGGCAGUACGAGUUCCAAAUUAAUAAAAAGAAAAUGAGACAAUCCUUUAAACUAGUUAAAAGGAGGCACGUGGUAGGGUUGUUUUUAGGUGAAGACAAGAUCCUCAGAUGUACACAGUAAAGGUGCCCCGGAGCGUAUGAUACCAGAACGGAGGGUCAAACGACAACUUUAACCUCAACCCUCAUCUGCUUGAUAUUUAGCGCAGGACCGCCUGUAUUGAGUUAGGGGUUACUACUUCCGUGUAUUACUCAAGUGUCAACCCAUAUAAUUAACUGUCUCCAUAGACACCCUAUAUACCCUAUGGAAUACAACGUUAGUCCCAAUUUGGUGUCUAUGAUUUUGUAGACUUCUACUCCUAGCUGAUAACGCCGAAAAUAGAAUGCGGCAAAUUCUGUCUGGAAGAGCUUACCUCUCCAUGCAAUCGGUAAAAAUUGGGUUGAUAUGUGUUUUCAACUGCAUACUUUGUUGUGAUUAAAGGCCCUUAUCAGUGAACAUCGCCAGAUUUCCGUACGACGUACGCCUCACAGAACCUAUGAUUAGAUCCACUUUUGUGAGAAACAGUUCUCGCUUUGGUCAUCUUCUCUAACUACAUUGGAAACAGGAAAAACCUUAUAUGCAACUUAUAUUGCAUGGAAUGCAUUUUUUGCAAGAUUUUUUUAGUAUACGGCAUGUUUAAUUUAACAUUUGACCCUAUAUUUUCAAACAAUUUGCUUAGCCCUGGUUGAGUAACAUUUUUUCGAAAAUUUCAAAUUGAUGCUGUAGGUGUGACUGCCAGUCCUCCUUCAGUCAGGUUCUGCCGAGUAGAUUCAUCUUUGGUGUUAAUAUUUCUAAUCCGCUCCAAGAGAGUGAGCCCGCUAUACUUCCCACACGUGACUUUUUUGGCGCAGAUGAGAAUUAUGUACGGGUCCUUUGAAGCGGUCAUCGGGACUCAGUGGUGAUUAACUGCGAGUUCGAGCACUUUGUAAGAACGUGGGUUGAAUGAACAAAAUGCCAACGAAUGUGGGACAUCGUGGCUCAGGCGGCUAGAGAGUUAGUGUACUUAAACCUUCCCCUCGUUGUCGUUGGUUCGAACCCCACCCAGGCACCGCGUUCUUCAUGGGUGGGUCAAAACGAAAUAUAGUUCUGUCCGAAAACAUCUAAUAUGGUAGUUUCAAGAUAAGUCCUGUAAACCAAAAAAGGUGCUGAAUAUACAUAUUAGAAGUUGUGUCUCAUUUUUCAGCAAGCUUAAUAAAUAUAGGUUCAAGGGUAGGAGCAGUGAGACUUUGUCCAUCUUUUGACAGACAGGAAAAUAUACCUCCUAUUGCAAUUCAGUACUGUCACUUAUUGCUUUUUGCGAGAUCAACGGUCAUCAUUCGACGUGGUUCCGAUUUUCAUGCCAAAUGUCUGCUUUAUUGAUGAAGAAAUAUCAAAAAGUUUGCAACUCAUAAUAAUAUCUCUGGUAUUAUUCUUGAAAUGGAGGGGGAAGGAGAAUUUCUAACAAUUUUGGUCAAUGACAUAAUGUAUUCCAAGACAUGCAUGUCAAAAUUUACGAGAGCAAACCCCAUCACUGUUCUGUUAGAUUUCACCGUGUUCUUCUCAUGUAGGAGUUAACUUGAAAUGACUGUAGAUUGUAAAUGACCGGUGUAACGGGAAAGUGCUUAAUACAAUGGUAGACCUAAUCGCAAGUGAAAACAAGCAUGUACAGCAGAAUUUAUUGGGGCCAACAAAUUUCGUGACGGCUUUUCAACUGCAACCCGUCUCUGCAUAACAUAGGUAACGAAUGAACGCGCACAGCAGUAUGAAUUUGUACAGAAUGGCAGUGCAUAGUAGCAAGGUCAAAGUUCAAAAUAAUCAAUAAUCAGCUAAUACGUCCACAUAAGCAUCAAAAAGGAAAAAAGGAAGACGAAAUGUUAACAACAAAUCACAGUCAGAGGAAAAUAGAGGCGUGAGAUUACCAGGGCAAUUGCAGAUUGAUCACAUGAUCUAACUGCUUGCACAGGUCUGGUUUCUCCCUCCGUAUGUAGGCUGCUUCCAAAUAACGCAAGGUUCGAGUUGUACGUGCUCGGACAAGUACUCGAAAGGAUGCUUUAGGGUCGACAACAUGACCGCUAUCUAACAGGUGUUUCGUUAUAGACGAACGGGGGGUUCUAUUUUCCUGUUUGAAAAGCCAAUUAGGCAAAUGCUCAGCGGCCCUGGUCGCCAAUUGCCUUUGCGUUCGCCCAAUGUACUUGCAUCCGCAAGUGCAUGUGAAUUCAUACACACAAUUGGGGGUGGCGUGCAUUGGCAAGGCAUCCUUUGCCCGGUUAAUUGGAAGGCUUUUUGUGGAACUGAUGAAGACAAGCUCUGCUGCGUUGUACGUUCUUUCUAUAGUGCAACGCAAGCGUCGCUUGAUUGUGUUUGAGACGUUGUCACCCUUAAAAGGUAGACAUAUUAUAACGGGCUUCUUCGGAACGGACUGUUCCGUCAACUUUGGCCGUAAAUGGUUGCUGUACUUCUGAAUGACGCGUGCAGGAUAACCACGAUUAAGUAAGGCUUCUUUGAUACGGCUUCAAACUAAUCGCAAGUGUUAGAAAGUCUACUUACCCUAAUGUACACAGGUGGUGCCGCUGUUGUAUGUCCCGCGAUCUGUCAACCUCAGAGCGACUAUUUAUGCUUUGAGCCGCAGACUAAACCGUCUGGCUAACGACGAGAGAAGACAAGCAGAGGUUGCCUACUUGUAUGCUUCUCAUGUCUUCAGCCUUUUAAUACUGCUCCAGUUUCGCUGUUGCAAAGGGGUACUUGCAACCUGGCAUGCAAUGCAAGGCUUUAUGAGUUUCUCUAUCUUCCCCACCAGGUUAGAUCAGUUUGCGCUUGGCAACGCGUUCAAGCAGGUGGAAAUGCGAAAGCCAUUUACUAGAAAAAACGGACGUGUUUCGCAUGCGCGAUCGUGAAUUUCAAGUAAAAGUGGAAUGCAAAAACUGCCACUGCUGUCGGGAAUAGCCACCCAACUUCCUCCUCUGUCAUUCAGAUUCGGCUUGCAAUGAGGCGGUUGACUAUGAAACAAAACGAUUCAAAUAACCUGUUAGGGGAUUGCUGUGUACACUAAGCAUUGCUCACUGACAGCUGCAGAAAAUAUUGUGUUCAAAUGAGGAAUACACUUUUGACUCGAACUUCAACUGGAGUCAUACUGUCAGACCAAAUGUUGACCUCACGACCCUCUUCGGUUUUCUAAAUAUUAUGAUGUACCUUAAAGGCAUUGCAUUGUGGGAAAAGCAGAUCAUCCUCCUAAUAAUUCAAAUCACGUCAGCAAUUAAUAUCCUCUAUGCAAGUUGAGGAACCUUCUCCAAUCAGUUGCCUCCCCAGAACGUCAUAUCAUUGUAUAAGGCACGCUGUCAUUUACUAUAACGUCAGAAAUGAUGAAUACGUGGACUUUUCAACGUUUCAUAUUUUACAUUGACCCAACUGUGAAAACCUCGGCGCCUGGUGGAAUUCGAAACCACUACAGCAAGGAGAAGGCUUUAGUACAGCCAAUGCUCUAUUCACCUGAGCGUAGUGCCUCGUAGUUCAGGUGGCUAGAGCGUUGACUCUACUAAAGCCUUCCCUUGCUGUCGUGGGUCCGAAUACAACCAAGGCGCAGAGUUUUUCACAGUUGGGCCAAUAUGAAUUAUUCAAAAUCUUCCAAAACAUCUAUUUAUUGCGUGGGCCUGGUAGUAAUCUGGUGGAUUCUAGGUGAUUUUCUUAGGAAAUCCUGUUUGAGCAGUCAGCUUACUAAAUCGGAUUUGGUGGAAUCCAGAUGUAACAGUAGGCUGGUCGGGUAACUUGACCCAAAUAUGAUUACACUCACAGCUCCCGGUGGGGCCUCGUAGCUCAGGUGGCUAGAGCCUUCCCCUUGCUGUCGUGGGUUCGAAUCCCACAGAGGUGGCCGAGUUCUCCACAGCUGAGUCACAAUGAAAUGGAAACCAACUAAACUCGUUGAAGAUGGCACAUCUAGCCUCCCUUGGCAACAACUUAAUUGCCAAUCAAAGAGUUAACUGAAUAGAACAUUCAAGUUAGGUCCGUCCUUUCUCAGGCUGAUCGUCUUUUUCUUCCGCCCUCCCCCUUGUGUAGGCUACGGACACAUCGCGCCCAAAACCCAGUACGGUCGUAUGGUAUGCAUGUUUUAUAGCAUCCUCGGGAUUCCCUUGAUGCUUAUUUAUCUUAGCAAUGUCGGUCGGGUGUUGGCCCACGUCUUCCGCUUUGUGUACACGAACUUCUGCUGCUGCCGAUGCUUUCGGGACAUCAGUAUUCGUCGCCGAAACCGCCAGAGAUUUCGUCUACUACGUCUGCAAGAGGAUCUCCGCCGGCAUGUUGAGCUGCAGGCUAAAAUACGCGGCCAAAUGAUUCCACCACCAAAGGUGAGUUCGGUGCGAGCGUAGCAAAUUCGAUGUGCUUUUCUUGCUGAUAUCGUCUUCUUCUUUCUUUUUCAUUCCUCUUCCCCUUUUCUUCACCUCCCUCUUCUUCGUUUCAUUAUUUCUAUUAUUAUUAUUAUUAUUAUUAUUAUUAUUAUUAUUAUUAUUGUCACUACUCUUAUCGUCGUUAAUAGUACUGGCAUUCUUUCUCGUCGUCUCACGUUAUUUUUUGCCUUCAGCACUUUUCAGUUUAACUCCUCUUGAGGGCUACACUUAAGAUUGCACACCGUAAGUAUCGACAAAAUAAAAAUAGCAACCGUAGUUGAAACUUUUCAUGAACGCUCCACGUCUUCCUCCUCCUCCUCCUCCUCCUCCUCCUCUACCACAUCGUACAUCUUGUCACCUCCAAGGUUUAAAUGCAUUUCAAGCCAAAAUGUGCGAACCACCUACUUAGAUAGAAGCAAAAAUGCAGGUUCUAGAAAGCAGAUCAGAAGAAGAAGAAGAAGAAGAAGAAGAAGAAGAAGAAGAAGAAGAAGAAGAAGAACGGGAGGAGGAGGAGGGUGCGAUCGCAGGAGCAAGAAGUUUAUUGGCCUGAAGUUUCGGAUUCCGGCUCGAACCUUCUGUCUUCAUAUUUUGGGCUGAGACUUUGUUCGGGAAUGUAAUUAGACAAGCGGGGAGGGCGCGAAGGAACAACAGUUCCAGUGAUAGCAAGCCAAGUUGCCGAGUGAUUAUCAGGCCGAGAAUAAAAGUCGGGGAUGAAAUUACGACAAUUAACGGCUCGCUUGCGGACCCGUAGGCAGGCCUCGCAUCAAAUACGAGUCGCAAUUAUGGCCGCAGGGGCAGCUACUUAUACCAUUCAUGUGGUCGCAUGGCAACUACGCCCUAUAAAUACUACACUCGCAGUGCCUCCGUCACCCUUACCUGCGACUGUCUUUGAUGUUGGAUUCGAGUGAGAAUCUGAGACGUCAAGCCUAUAAACUUCCGCUUUCAGAGGGCUUUCUACCUAGACUUGCUAAGAAGGAUUUUUAUUGACGAGGAAAGAAAAGCCACGUCCUCCUCUUGCGUUAUACUUUGCGUUUGCAAUAAAGAUGAUACCGACUGACCUCCAUGCAAAUUCAGUAAAUUCCACUAACGCCAUGCUGGGCAAGGCUCGGAAACGCAGUCCUGUUGGGAAAUGGGGAAAACCAGAAGCGUCGAAUAUGAAAACCGCGGUAAAAGAGCUUUAUGGGUGGGGCUGGGGGAAAACAGUAAAGAAGUUGCGAAAACCAAGGGAAGAACGCAAGUAUUAUAGGCAAAUAUGCUAGUUAGUUUUAGUGGGCAUUAAAUCUCAGCGUAAGCACCGUGCAGUAUAAAACUUCAUCACAGGCAACCAGUAAAACCAAUUCCACGAAAGAUAAAGGUGAUUGGUCCGUCAAAAUCAUCGAGAGUGAGCCGCUCAGGGUUAUCGAUAGGGUGUAGGAUCCCCAAAUAGGGGGCAACUCCAAAAAUAUGCCCGAAAAUUCGGUGUGACUGUAAACAUCACUUAGUAUUCACCGUUCCCAUUGUUUGAAAUUUCAUUUCCUUCCUGACUGGAUGCAAACUUACCAGUGGCGCUUUAUUCAAGGCCAGCUAUUUUUGAUAAUAGCCUUUUGUUUAUUUUUUUACUAUCUCGUUCACUUUCUAUGCCAAAUGACAGCGUGCGAUAAGACUUUUGGGAGCAUGCGGGUGAAACACACCUGCCACCACCAGAGCAACUGCGGGAACUACUACAGAUAUGCACAAAGAAUGUACAGUUCUUGUUCAACGGGCGGCUGUACCGACAGAUCGACGGUGUAGCUAUGGGCAGUCCAUUGGGGCCAGUCCUAGCGGACAUUUUUAUGUCUAAUCUAGAGCGAAAACUAGCUCGGAACUUACAACGAGCCUCAUUCUAUAGGCGAUAUGUGGAUGACAUUUUCGCUGUAGUCAAAAACCCAGGCGACGGAGAACUACUACUCAAGGCUCUGAACAAAGCACAUGCAAAGAUCAAAUUUACGAUCGAGCAUGAGAAGAACGACACACUGCCUUUCCUGGAUAUUCUUGUGCGUAGGCGGGCAGAUGGCUCUAUUCAGAGAUCCAUCUAUCGAAAACCCACCUGGAAAGGACAAUACAUGCACUUCCCCAAUUUCGUUCCAAUUCAGAGAAAACGGAACUUGGUUUUGUGCCUGUUAAACAGAGCCACCAGAAUUUGCUCCUCAGAUACGAUCGAUGACGAGCUUACUUUCCUAAAGAACGUUUUGCUUGCAAACGGGUAUCCGGAGAAAUUCAUCGAUAAAUAUCGCCAUCCCAGACAAGAAACUCCUGAAGAAAUAUCUGUACCUAAAAAGCCCGUGACCAUCUACCUCCCCUUCAAGGGUGAUAACGUGUCAAACGUGAUCAAGCGACGACUUCGGUGCACUAUCGAAAGGACGUAUGCCGCCUCUAAAUUGUUGUUCAUAAGCACCACAAUCGCCAUCCGCGUUAGACCAGUUAAAGACAUUUUGCCUAUGCACGCCACAGCAAACUGUAUUUAUGAGUUUACAUGUAGUUGCGGAUGCAAGUACAUUGGGCGCACGCAAAGGCAGUUGGCAGCUCGGUCAGCUGAGCACAUGCCGAAGUGGCUGCUUAAGGCGGAAAAUAAGGUACCCAGGAGCUCAAUCACAAAGCACCUAGUGGACACGGGCCAUACGGUGGACCCAAUGGUUGCAUUCAAGGUCCUGUUUCGGGCGACGACCGGGCGUCUCUUGAGCUUUGCAGAGGCCGCUGCAAUACGGAGGAGGAAACCAGAAAUUUAUCUGUUUUCUGUAUCUUCUUGCUCUCCGUCCUGUUUGUUGUCCCGCCCGUAAAACCUCGUCUACUACCAUUCAACGUAUGACACGGCCCACCGGCCAGCUCAAAUUAGAUGGGGGUAAUGCACCCUAUCGUUGCCCUCCCAAGCAUUUGACCAAUCAGAAGAAAGGCGCAGAUGGCAGGGUAAGAUGUGGUUUGGUAGCCCCACCUGGAAAAAAUAGUACAGCCGUUCGACCUACCUAUAUGCCUUCGAGUAAACGUGACUUCAUCGUUAGAUUCUGCGACUACGGUUUAGAGUUGAGUUGUUGGAUUUAGGUUUAGGGUCUAGGGUUUAGGGUUACGGUUAGGAUUUAGGGUUAGGGGUUGGGUUUUAGGGUUAGGGCUAGGGCAAGUAUUUAGUUUUAGGGUUAGUGUUAGAGUUAGGAUUUAGGGCUAGGGUUUAUGGUCAUGGUUAGAGUUAGAAUUAGGAUUUACGAUUAGAAUUUAGGGUUAGGAUUAGGGUCAGGGUUAGCAUUUAGAGUAAGGGUUAGGGUUAGUGUUAGAACUUAGAGUGAGGGUUUGCAUUUAGUGUUAGGGUUCGGUCUUAGAGCUAGGGUUAAGAUUAGUGUAAGGAUUUAGUGCUACGCCUAGGCUUAAGGUUUAUCGUUAAGGUCUGGGUUAGGGCUCAGUUUAGGGCUUACGGUUAGGGUUUAUUGGUAGGGUUUAGAGUUAGGGUUUAGGUUUAGGAUUUCAUGUUAGGGAUUAGAGUUAGUUGGGUUUAGGAUCUAGGGUCUUGCGUUAGGGCUGGGGUUUAUUGUUAGGCUCUGAAGUUUGGGUUCGGCUACUGUUUAGGAUUUCAUGUUCGGGUUUAGAUUUACGGUUUCCGAAUAGGGUUAGGGUUAGUUUUCAGGUUUGGUUUUUACUGUUACCGUUACGUGUUAGGGUUAGAGUUUAGGUGUACAUUUAAGGUAAUGCUUUACAGCUACUGUUCUUCCGGCUGCUGGUAAGUUUUAGGGUUAGGGUUUAGAGCUUAGGUUUACGAUUACUCAAUUCUGUUGCGGAUCCCCUACGAAGCUUUUGGUCUUCGGGUGUUUACUUCAUGUUCCAUUAAAGAUCGUUUUGUUUCCCAUCACUCUUUGCCUUCCCAUGGGCCGCACUACAUUUUGAGUCCGCCUACACCUCCUUACGGCUCGUAGGCUCACUUCCGUUAAAGUGUCAGUGUUUCACAGGCGAUCGGAGGUUUCGAUUGUUGUUCCUUAUAUCUAGCUCCAUCUUGCGAGUUUCAACCUAGUGACUGACUUCAGCCUGCAGACCCGCAUACUGGCCUUCGGCUAGUACUUUUUCCGUGUCUUCUCCAGUUCCCCCGCUUUCUUCGUCAAUUGGGUUUACCAUCACCGGCAGGGUUACUCAGCAUACCUUCUCCUUAGCCUAGACUGCGCUGUUCUCGCCCUUAGGGUUAUUAGCCACCUAACCUUCUUUGAUUGGCGACCUACCUACUGCCGUUUGCUCUGUUUGUUUAGUGCGUUGUUUCAACGGCUCCGCUAUGCAGUCGGCAGACCAGGUAGUAGGCGUACCUUGACCGCCGGCAUGACCCUGCGUGCGCUUACCCAUGCACUACCUUUCCGGCGACACUAGUUCAGACGGCUGAGGGGGGGGGGUGGUGGAGCACGCGGGCGGCGCAGUGUAUCCUGUUCCCAGGUGGGGCUACCAAACCAUAUCCGACCGAUGGAAGUUGUGAGAAGCGGGUACCAAAUGAAUCCCUAACCAUAAAAGCUAACACUAGUCCCUAGCCCUUAAGCCUAAACCCGAGCCCUGACCCCAGACCCUAAAUCCUUACGCGAAACCCUAUUCCUAACCCCUAACCUUAAAACUAAAGUCCUAAUUGUAAAACUCGAAAUCUAUCGUAAUUGUGAAUCAUAGUCGCAGCAGUCCGCGAGGCACCUCAAAUUGAAAGUUUCCGCAAGUAGUACUACGCCUGCUGAAAUCAAUUAUAGUGCGAAAGUGGUAUUUUGAUGGCCAAACAGGACAGCGUUCCCGAAUCCCACCCAUUUCUGGCCUAAUAGUUGAAAGUGCGAUACUACAUCGGUAGGAACAACUUAGGGAUUGGAAACCGGUGUCGUUAGUCUUUUUAAACAAUUAAAUGCUACUAGUGUGACAGAAAUUGUUGAAGGCAAGAUGACUGGGCAAACCGCUUUCACAAAAUGUUAUCACAAGCGUCAUUGCUCUAGCGCCUAUAGUGCUGAUUUUUCUUAUUCUUAUGUUCAGUUGACUUCAGCGGUGAUUGACUACAGCUCGGAUGAUGAUGACGAGAUCCGGCAGAUAGACAAAGAGUUCCAGGAGACUGACGAUGCAGGUAUUCCCAUCUGCGUCGUGAUGGCGGUCAUUGCGGGCUACGUUGUGCUGGGCACCUACCUAUUCCGAAUCUGGGAGACGGACUGGACUAUCAUUGAUGGGGCUUACUUCUCAGUCAUCACGAUCUCGACUAUCGGAUUCGGUGAUCUCUUUCUUGGCAGUGGGCGCUUUGAGCAGGUAAAAUACUGAUCCUACAAGAACUUUCGAUUAGGCACGGGAAUGGGAACCCCCUGCAAUACAGGUGGCCUUCCGUCAAAGUCCAGGAAGGAUACCUAUUUUCGAGUUCCAGCCUUAACCCUAACACUACUCCUAACCACUCUUAACCCCAACUUUAAACUUAAGCCUGACUCCACCUUAACCCUAAUCCCUCGAGCUAUUUAUCGGCAUGGAUCAAGCGUUUAUUUACACAGGGCUAGUACCACACACAAACUCUUCGAUUUCCGAUGCAAGCCUCCUCGGCUGAGUGGGUGGCGGAGGCCUGAUUAAACGUUCCUAAGUGAUGUUAGUCAAAGUAUGGUCACGAUGGUCAAUGCAAGUUGACUGAUUCAGUACUGCUUUGGGGUUAUUUCGCUGCCAUCCAGCCAAUGGUAGCUCUGCGUACUGUCAUGUACCUGAUUUGUAGUUAGGUACGGACACAUAACGCACAUGUAUUUGGGGGAUAGGACCCCUCAAGCCAGUCACAAGCACUUUAUCAUACUGAAGGACAUGACUGACUGUAUACCUAGCAUUUUCUGUAAUCACAGAUAGUUAGUUUAUUCACGCAUAUAUAGGGCAUACCGAUCGAUUACCUUCUCUCACCACGGGAUUUGUUGUUUUGGUCGGAAUCGUUAAUGAUGACUAAAAAUUUCCUUUAUGGUUCCAUGUUGAAAUUAGUUCCUCAGCAGUUCCAAAGUGCUCUUGAGCACGUUACAUCCUCCGACGGCUGGCUUCUCACUACGGCGUCUCCGAGUUUGUGUUCAAACACUUGUUAGUCAAUAUUAGCGAUGGCAAACAGAUCCCACUCUAAUCAGUCAUGUAUAUUUCCUUUAUUUCUCAAUGAACGCGAAUACAAUACGGUUCCUUAAAAGGGGAUACUCGAAAAUGACAAUUAUUCUUGUUACUUACAGUGAGGGAGGUUUCCUUGAGAAUGAUUGUUUGUAAAAAGUGAGGAUUGUGGUUUUAAGCUGUUCGAAGUCGUUUGCCUGAAUGACAUUUUAGUUGCAUGUAUCCACUUGUCUUCCGAGCCGGCUUAUAAGGCGCAUUAUAUGUCCAGUAAGUUUUAUGUGAAGAAUAGCGACAUUUUAUUCAGACAGAAUGCCUAAUACGUAAAUGAAAAUCCUGAAAUAUGCAAAAAUUGAAGGCAUUUUUAAGAGAAGGUGGGUGUUGAAGAACUGUUGUAAGACCCUGACCAGCCUCUCAAAAAAUGCAAUUUUCUCAUAAAACGCUUCAUGAAAUGACAUUUUAUUUACCCUUCCUAUGUAAAAUACUUGAACGUACAUAUGAUCCAAGCUAAAAUAAAAUCAUUGGCCAAAUUUUCCGUGGUACUUCCUCGAGCAGUAUCGUUUUAAGUGGUCAAAGAGGUUACCGGUACAAAGUGAACAUGCGACUGAAUACUGCAUUGAAGCAGGACGCAAACAGGCUUUCAGAAAUCACAGGGGAGCGCUGCAUGGAAUAAGAGCGUUCCGCUUGAAACGGAACUCCAGUCUAGCAAUCGGUACUCGUAAGUAUCAUUAAUAAAAACGAGGGCAACUGCAAUGACCAUGUUUUACUUAUUUGUAAUCAGCAGCCAGUCCUACCUAUAGCUUAAGCUGUUAAGACCCAGGCGGGAACGCGCGCAUCUUGACAACUGCGUCAAAUGCACUGUCACUGAGUUAUGGGGUUUGCACCGUCAGCCUUGAGCUGCAAGCCUUUCCCACGUGGUUGACUAUCCAUAUGCCGGAAACGUUUACUUAAGCCUCUCUUGCCAGUGAUUCCUCCUAAUCCCUCCUAUUUUAGUACAGGUUUAUGAAUUUCGGUCAGUGUCUCCUGAUUUUGACCUCAACUGGCCAUUGUGUUUAGCCACUGCCACUUGUCUUCUUCAUUGAUUUACAUAAAUACAUGCAUGUAUGCAUCCAUUUCACCCACACGAUGAACUAAGUCGAGAACAAUAGCUGAGCUACUGCUGGGCGCCCUCUACUGUAUCGUCGGCCUGGCGCUCCUCUCCAUGUGCUUCGAGCUCAUGAAGGAGGAACUGGUGGGCAAGUUCCGCUGGAUUGGCUCCCGCCUACGCCUCGUUCAGAACAACCAGACGGCAUAUCAGGAAACGACCGGCUUCGUGCCACCGCCUUAUGAGCAGCCGCAGCACAGCGGGACGUCGUACACGGAGGGCGCGGACGACGAGGGUGAGUGCUGCGCCGACUCUGCCAUCACGCCCUCACCGCGACCGCGGAAGUCCAUACUACGGUCGCAAGCGCAGUGCCCCACUCGCGGCAGUCUGUCUACGAACUCGGGUGCGCAGCCGGACAGUGGAAGCAUGGGCGAAGACAAUGCGGCCUUUGAGAAUGAGGCUGAGGCCUACAUUGAAGCAGCAGAGGAGCAGCUGCAAGCGGAUACUGCUGAGAAUUAG